UGAAAGACUGAAAAAAACUACUUUGGCUGAGCGGAAGAGGGAGAGACGAAAAUAACAUAUAUUUUGUCCUUUUUCCUGGGGACUAUUGUAUCCACACAAUAGUUUUCAUGUCCAGAGGCAAAGUUCGGUCGGUGACAGAGGUGUGCGCUGAUUGUAGCGCCUCUGAUCCGACAUGGGCCUCCAUCAACCGUGGUAUAUUUAUUUGUGAUGAGUGCUGCAGUGUUCACAGGUCCCUCGGGCGUCACAUAUCACAGGUCAAGUCCCUCACCAAGGGGCAAUGGAGCACAACCCUCCUGGCUAUGGUGCAGCACCUGGCCAGCCACGGAGCCAACAGUAUCUGGGAACAUUCAUUACUUGAUCCCUCACAGAGUAAACAUGGAAAGAAAAAACCAACACCUCGCGAUCAAGUACAUCCAAUAAAAGCUGAAUUCAUCCGAUCAAAAUACCAAUUUGUACAGUUCAUCAACAAACAGAAAGAUGGGGAGGUCAACUCUAUCGACGAUCUUAGCAAGCAACUUCACUCAUGUGUACGAACAAACAACCUGGAGACCUGCCUCAGACUUCUGUCAAAAGGAGCCGAUCCCAACUACUUCCACCCCGAGAAGGGAAACUGUCCUCUACAUGUGGCUGCCCAGAGUGGCCAGCCUCUCCAAGGAGAACUACUAGUCAUAUACGGGGCUGACCCUGGGUCGUACGAUGCCAAUGGAAAAACACCUAUAGACCACGCAAGAUCGGAGGGACAUAAAGACUUAGCCGAUAGAUUAAUAGAAUGCCAGUAUGAACUCACUGAUCGUCUCGCCUAUUACCUCUGUAAACGUAAACCAGAUCAUAGAAAUGGUUGUCAUUUCAUCAUCCCAGAAAUGGCUGAUAAUAGUUUAGAUAUGUCAGAAUUAGCCAAACAAGCAAAGAAAAAGUUACAAGCAUUACCCAAUCAUUUGUUUGAAGAGUUAGCGAUGGAUGUGUAUGAUGAAGUAGAUCGCCGAGAAAACGAUGAACAUUGGACAGCAACACACGAAAAUGCUUCAAUAGUCAGUGACCGACAAGGUGUGCCCUUUCUUCCCCUCAAUCCAGAUUUCUCCGCCACCAGGAACCAGGGUCGUCAGAAACUUGCCAGAUUCAACGGAAGAGAAUUUGCUACCUUAGUGAUAGAUAUUUUAAAUGAUGCCAAACGACGACAAACUGGAGUUAUGUCCCCUGUACAGACACCUAAAGAAGGAGGUGCCAGUCCUUUGUCUCAGCGCCGCCCUCCCAAAAUCAACAGUAUCGCCAGCGACGAGGAGCCCAUCUAUGACAUUGUUGCGUCAGACGAGGACUACAGCAGCAUUGACAAUCUGAGCAUCAAGAGUACGGGAAUGCGUGACGACCGCAAGGACUGGGUAGAGGAGGAAAGGGGGUCUAUCCGUACGGUUGACUCGACCCCCAAAUCAAUCAUGGCUACUGCGGAGGUGAGGCGUACUCUACAGCCUCACAAACCUGAACCGAUUGUGGAGGGACCGGUGUCGACAGACGACUUCCUCCAGAUGAAGAAGAAAGCCUCAAAUCUAGAGUCUCAAGUGGGACAACUCACUCGAAACAACAAAGACCUUCAACGUGAACGGGAUGACCUCACGAUCUUGGUACAAAGGUUAACGAGAGAGAUUUCGAUACUGCGGGAUCACACCCAGCAGAUCCAGCAGUCGCUACACAUCAUACCCAAUGGAUACGACGGGCAGGCCAAACAAGGUCAGGACCGAUACCAGUCCACCGUACAGGGUCAGUAUGACUCUGGGGGCUCAGGAGGCGAAGACCCGUUUGACUGUGGACCGUCUGAAAGGUGUGAAGGGUACGAUCCAGGAGGCCAUGACCGCCCUGAAAGUGUAGAGGAGAGUCCCCGCUCCAGCACUCGGCCUCAGUCCAUGUUUGAACCACGGGACCAACAGCGUCUCUCACAGAAGAGUCAAUCCAAGGAUUCAUUACAGUCAGCGCAGUCUCUGGCUAACAUACACGUACAGGAGGAAGUUCAGGUGGUGGCGUCUGACUCGUCAGAAGAACUACAGAAACCUGUAGGGCCAGACCUGUCUCACUACGACUGUCCAAGCUCUCUACCCCUAGAACCAAGUGCAAUAAACCACAGUCAAGAGCCAACGCUGGAUGCCAAUGCUAACCAGGAGUGUGAACAGGGAGCGACCAGCCACGAUGGAUGUGUGGAGGAAGACGAGCUUCCAACACAGGAGGAGGUCAUGAAGAAAACAGAGAGGAUCACCAAAAACAUCCAGGAGCUCUACCUCUCAGGGCAGGAGGGCAAACAUGACAGCUUCGGACCAUGUGCCGACAGAAUCCAUUCAGCAGUAUUAGAUAUGGCCUCCUUGUUUCCACAGAGACCACAAUCAGAGAGUGUAAAGUGUGCACUGCACAUGUUGACCACAAGUGCGCGGCGAUUACGAGAGGAAUGCCUGAAUGGACAUCCAGGGGACAUGGACCCGGAGCUGGAGAUCCCACUUAAAACACAGCAGGUGAUGCAGUGUGCAUUCGACAUCGCCCGUGCAGCCAAACAGCUAGUGACUCUGUUCCAGUGACAUGUGCUAGGCAUGGUGUAUAUUGCUGUCUGCUCCCGCUCUACUCUCUAACUCAAUAGUCAUACUCUCUAACCUGUGUUUACAUCGAACUAUCCAUGACGGAAUCUCAGGGCCAGUCGGGGCUCACUUCUAGGAAAUUUCAUCGUACACGUAAGGUCCAAGGAAUCACAACAGUUCAUAGGCCUGGAAAUAUGUGUGAAGAAGAAGGCUGUGGGUAUAACAUUUACACCACUACAUCAAAAGAGAAAUCUAUCUUAGAAUUUGGCAUUUAACAGCUGUCUAAAGGGAGAACUUUUAAAAUAUUUUGGCUUCCUGAAUGUCAAUUAUCACAGGGGAAAGCAAACGCCUCUGUUAUGUUUAAAAGUUUCCUAGAAUUAUCGUGCAAUCAAGCCCUAUACUUGAGGGUAUACUAAGGUUGUGUAGUGAGUACAAAAGAGAGGCUAGGUAUAUACCUGGUGAUGUGUGGUACAGUGUUCUUAUAUGUAAAGAGCUCUGUUACCUAACUCAAAUGUACAAAACAAUUUCUUCAACAUUUUAAGAUGUCUUAAAUUACAUAUCUUUUUUGUCCUUCUCUUCAGAACUACUUCCACAGUAUUCAAAUCCCAAAUAAUUUUACUUUAGUGAUAAAUCUCAAUAUUUUUGGAAGUAUUCUUUAUGGAAGAUUUUUCGCUUCAGCUUUCUUUGAUCCAGCUGCAGGUCAUUGCACUAACCAGGUUUUUGAAAACUUGAGGUAUGAAAGAUAUUAAUUUUUUAAUAAGAUCAGUAGGAAAUUGUUCUGUUUCAGAUCAGUAGACAUGUGUUUGAAUACUCUGUGUCUUCUGUUUGUGACAGAACCUCAUUUUAAUGUCAAUUCAAUUUUAGACACAUUAUGUUAUAAUAAAAGGGCUUCUGAGAAAUGAUCAAGGGAGAUAACUUAUGGAGAACCAGUAGAAACUGGAUCUCUUUUAUGUUUGAAGUUUUACUUAAUACCUGCCUAACCUAGUCAUUUGCAAAUAUUUAUACCAACUGUUUAUUUAUUAUAAUUUGUCACACUGAAGUCUGGUAAAACUUUUUCAGGACUUCAAAAUCAUUAAUUUAUGUGUCUGGGUUUCUACAUGAUAACCCUAUACACAAGAGCUAGGUUUAGACUUUAACUGUCAGAAAUGAUAGUGUAGGAACAUUCUAUUGUUUUUAAUACAUAUUCUUGGGUCAAAUUCUAGUAGUCCAAAGCAUUAUUUGAAUUACCUAUAAAGCUAUACAAAAUUUAGGUAAUUUAUAUUGACUUGAGGCAAAGUUUUAGAAAUUAAUUUGUUAAUUAGUAGCCUAGUGACAAUUGUCACAGGGUUAUUUAUGGUCUUGUCUAGAAUUCAUAGUCCCAACUUCAUAUUUCAUAGCAAAUGUUGAAAUCUUUAAAAAAAAAAUCAAAAUGUCAUAUUUAAACAAACCAUAUGUAUUUCCCCAUCAUAGAUAUACAUCAGACUUUAGUUUAGAUGUGUAUUACAUGUUAACAUUCAACCACCAUCGUGUAUAUAAUCAUACAAUUCAUCGUAAUCACUGUUCUCAUAGAUCAGAUUUCAUUGUAUCACAUCAUGUUACACUAGACUAAUGAUAACAGAUAAAAUACACCUGAUCCAGUAGCUAGUCUGUCCUGCUGUCUGUACAUCUUUGACUGUCCCAAGCCUGCUGUUAAUACAUUGGUUGUCUUGCUGUCCAUACAUAUUUUGUCUGUCCUUCUGUCCGUUAUUCAUAUAUCUGUCCUGCUGUCCACACAUUUUUCAGUCUGUCCCUCUAUCUAUACAUGUUUCGGUCUGUCUGUUAGCCUAUUGAUCUGUCCACUUGUCUAAUUGUUCAUUCCUCUAUCAAUCGGGUCAUCAAUAUAAACAGCUGUGGAUCCAUUACAAUUUGAUUCAGUCAAUAUGAAGUGUUGAUUCAUGCUUUUUUCAUUUUAAGAUAUUAAAUUAUUGGAUGUUUGAAUGGUGAUUAUGUAAAACUACAAAUUAUUUGACAUAUGCAAAAUCUUGUAAUUCGUUCUGACUAUUAUAAUAGUGGUUUGUUGUGUAUUCGUUGUUUUUACAAGUUCUCAAGUAUGUUUUGCUAUGAUUUUAUGUAUUAAGUAAGCCAAAGACUUGAUUUUAUCCUAUCUGCCCUAUUGUGUAUAUGCUCAAGUGUGGCCUAUGUAACGGACUGACAGAGAGAUUCUCUCUACACGAGGAAAGCAAGCAUGUGCAUGUGUCUUGAGUGAUAUAUUGUCAUUGAUCAUACUCAUUUAAUAUAAUUGCAAUAUAUGUGAAUAACAUUUGUAUCUAGCGUGUCAAGUAUUUCAAUAUCGUUAGUGUAAAUAACUAGUGUUGAUUAGUCAUUCUACCGUGUUAGAUAUCAUUGCGUACCUAGUGAGGAGCAGGGCGUGCCUGUGUAUCGACGUUUUAUCAUAAUCUGUACAUAGUUGUGUAUAACAUGGUGCUUUUAUAACCAACAACACAUAGCACUAGAUGUUGUGUAUGUGACUAUUACACACAGGGACUUGUAACCUGGAACCAGAAAAAUAAAUUACACUUUAGACGGGUCUUGUGUAUAGAUAUGGGAAAUCUGAUGUAAUUGCUUUUAGGAUGUAAACCUCUGUGGAGUUAUCGGUACACACAGGAGCUUGUGAUCUGGAACUAGAAAAUAAUUACACUUUAGACGGGUCUUGUAUAUAUACAGAUAUGGAAAAUCGGAUACAAUUAGUUUCAGGAUGUAAACCCCUGUGGAACUACCAGUACACACAGGGAAUAUAUAUAAUGUAGCAUGAAACCAGAGAUUGAUAAUGCUUCAUUGGGAAAUGUAAUACAAAUGUAUUCAAGUUACAAAUCACUGUAACUACACACAGGGGCUUGCAACAUGAAACCAAAAGAUAUUAAGUACGCUUCAAGAGACGGGUAUUGUAUAUGUGUAUGGAAAAUUUCAUAGAGGUGUUUUCAGGCUGUAAGUCCCUGUAGAGCUACACAUGUACACAGGAGCUUGUAGCAUGGAACCAUGAAAUAUUACAUUUGGGCCAGGCCAUUUAUAUGCAAGAUCUAUACUAGUACACUACAAGUGUAAAACUAAGGACUGUACACUCAGGUUACAAACCCCUGUGGCAUUACUUAGCAGUAUAUCUAGAUACUGUAGAUGGGAGUUUAAAUUUAGCUUUGCCAAUUUGGCCGAGCUGUAGUUUCAUGUUUUAUACCAUGCAUUGUUCAUCAUUUAUAACAAAUGUGUGUGAAUUUUAAACUGUUUCAUUCUUGCUUCCCUCUUUCGUUCUACCUGUGGUGUAAGUAACAGUUUGUGAGACCUUGCUUAGUAGAUCAGUUGUAACAAGUGUUUUCUCCUGUAACAACAUGUACACUAUCUUUCUCUCCACUGGAGCUGGGAAAUACUGUAUACCAGGAAAUUUGUGCCACAGUUCAACCUUCGCCAUUUUAGCCCUCCAUAGUGAGGGCAAAAUAUCACGACAGUGAUAAUAAGUACACAACAUAGUAAAAAACAUGUGAAGGGCGAAAUUAACACUUCACGAAAAACGGAUCUUCAAGGUUAGGGUGAAAAAUUUGACUGGGCAAAACUUUCCUGGCAUACAGAAUUUUGUGUAACCCACAUGUGAGUAUCAAUCUUGACAUCAUUUCAUUGGUCAGUCUCUUAAUGAUGAUGUCGUUUGAUCAGAUGCUUUGAAUCAGCAUCUUUCUUUGUGAUGUUGUGACUCAUUACCAUAGCAACUGUUUCCCGGAUUGGAAAUGGGAUCAUGUAUUCACAAGAGAUGGUUUUCCAGAUAUAUCAGUGUUAUGGGAGAAAAAAAGUCCUCAAACUCAUACAGAUUGGUUUUCAUGUUACCAAAUUAACAUUAGUUAAUUUUCAAAUUCUAUUCAGACUGUCUUUAUAAAGUUUGAAAACAAACUAACUUGAGGUCGAUACACAUGAUAUCUAACCAACACUCAUUGGGAAACCUAUAUAUCACUCAUUCUACAGCCAGAUUGGAGAAUAUACACAUGAUUAUAUCUCAAGUUCUCAAUAUCUCCUGUGAUCACCAUUGCACAAGGCCACCUAAAUCGUAUUUACAAUUCAUAAUUUUAUCUGAAGUAGCAAUAUAUCUGUACUAGUUCAAUGUGUCGGGUCUCACUGGAUUUUGUUGCGUUAGAAUUGGAGAGGGAAGCAAUAAUGCUUUUAUGCUCAAUGCCUUUGAUAUUGCCUUAGAUUAUGUUCCUUUUCCAUCCACACUUAGAGCUAUGGUAGGCCGAGGUCAACGGAAGACAUAGCUGUAGACUAGGGGACAUAGUGUUUGCUGUCCCCCUCGUUUUGGGCUCUGUAGUCCUUCAUUGAUCUAUUUAACAAUCCUAGAACAAACAAUCAGUUGAUGCACAUGACAUUAGUCCCUUCAAUCACCCUGUCAUUCUGCUUGAAAAAGUGUCAUGUAAUUAUAGCUAUUGGGAAAUGUUAACAUUUCAUUGGUCCCCCAGAUAAACCAAUCAGAUACUUGAGAGAAAUUAGCUGUGAAACUCUGUUGAAAGUUGCUGAUUUCCAAUGGCUCCUCACAUAACCAGAGGGUGCACUUGUCCUGAAGGGUCCCAAAGGUACCGUAAAUCUAUAACAGUGUACUUAUAUAUCACAAGACACUGCAUACAGCUUAGAUUCCAUUGUUAACUUUUCACUUCCGUGAAGAAAAUUACUUCUAAAUGCAUUUUGAAGAUUUCCAGGUAUGAAGUAUUUCUUGACUAGAAAUAACACAGCUUCAGAUUCACAGUACCAGAAAUAACACAGCUUCAGAUUCACAGUGCCAGAAAUAAUAACACUGCUUUGAAAACUACCCUCAAUACAGUAUAUAGAGGAUAUUUAAUGAUUUCCCGUUGAAUAACAUAUCUAUUUCAAAAGUAUGGCAGAAAACGGAUAUUUUUUACGAGUGCAAAGGAGCAUUCCCCCCCCCCCCAGAUUAUGUUAUUUCCAGUUAAAGAAAGUAUUAACCCUUUCACCCCUAGGUAACUUAAGUAGACUCUACCAUACAUUUAUCUGGAUGAGUCCAUUGUGGUCCACAUACAGUGGUGAAAGUAUUAACCUAUACAUCUACAAUUUAUUGAUUUGGUCAUUGUGAUAGCUGACCCUUUCACUGUUGAUCACUUCAUGUUCGCAUGUACUUUUGUCACAAACGCUGCCUCUAGUGGGUCUUUUUUUACGAAUACUUUAAUUGAAAAUUGAGAGGAUGCUAUACUAUUUCACUAUUGACAAAAAUUAUCCAUGGAAUUAAUUUAAUAGCUGAAAGUUUAAAUUUGCAAAUUAGUCUCCUCACAUUAAUUUAUGGCCAUCAUUAAUUAAUGCAAAAAUGCAAUUCAGCAUAUGUAUGCAAGUGUGGCAUCAUGUAGAUAAAUCAAUUUAAAUUAUUCCUACUUAACUUUUUCAAAUUGAAGUUCUAUUUUUUUGUAUAGUGAUAAAAUUAAAAACAUGUCUGGUACUUAUUUCUUGAUAGGGAAAUAGACAACAAAGAUCAUUUAUGAUGGAAUGCAGGAUAAACAAAACCGAGGUGGAAUAAUACUAUCAUAUAAAUAUUUGUACAGCAUUUGUUUUCCUUAUAUUUUAUAAUAUGGAUUCUUUGACAAAUUGUUUGGGGGGGAUACUUUGCAAUAAUAUUCAUUUUUUAGAAUUCGGGUGUCCAGUGCUGUCUUGCGUGAUUUUUUAUGGGCAGUGGCAAUAUAUUUGAUUGAAUUGCAAAUGCUUCUAGUUUUUUGUUUUCAAAUCGAGUGAACAUCCUUGUCGUGAAGUCGAGUGGUACUGGUUUAGAUUGAUCGUAUGUCGAACACUACGACUUUGUAGGUAUAAAUUACGCUACAGAUUGUAAACUGCGUGAUAUAUAGUGACCACUGUAAUUACCUGUAAUGUAUUCAAACAUUAAACUGUAGUACAUGUAGUGUACGAAAUGUAUUGUAUCAUACCUUAUACUGUCGCUGUAUUUACAUCUUACACUAGAGAUAUAUACAAUGUUGUAUCACUAUGUAAAGAUAUCUAUUUCGUUGGUUCAGAUUUUUAUCGAGUUUGAAAAUUCCAUGAAAUUUCAUGUUUUUUACAAAUUUGUUUAGCUCAACUAGAACUAGUCUUAACAUUUCGAACUUCAUGCUGAUUUUUUUUUAAAUUGAUUCAAUAAAUUUCCUUGGAUAUUGAAAGGAAAUUACAGUUUUCUAGCCCUGAUGGCUUCCUGUCUUCACCCUAGCUCUCUGCCAUUGAAAACAACAGGUUCUUUGUACACAAAAACGUAGUACGUGUAUUUACAGUAAGCAUUAUAAUGAUUUUACAAUAUUUUGCAUGCUGGUUAUGCUUCAAAAUAUAAAGAUUUUAGAAGUUAUGAUGUUUCUUCUUCUAUUUCAUGAAUUUGUCCUAUACCAUUUAUACAACACAUGUAAACUGGCUCUCCUAUCUUGGAAGUUGACUAUUUUGGCUUGCGAAAGUUUUGCUCAUGAAAAUUUGCCCAAUGUUUGAUUCACUCUUUUAAUAGACACAAAACUGACUUCAAAUAUCAUACAGGUUUUGAAAUAUGUAGAUGCCAAGUUUAUCAAAUAAUUUGUCCUCUGCAAGGCAAAAAGAAAAAGAAAAAAGAAUAAACAGACUGAGGGGAAAAAAAUGCUAAACAGUUGUGAACCUACAUCUAUUUUUGAGGGAUAACUUUACAAAUCUGAGGUGAAUAUUUAAUUAAUCUUGUGUUGAUUUUUUAUUUUUUUUUAAACUAAUUAAAUUUCACCAAAGUAAGAGCAAGGUUGUGUUACUGUGACAGAAGUAGUUGGUUGUAUUUAAAAUACAUAUACAGUAUACUCUAUUUAUAUAUGACAAUACCAAGACUAAUUUGGUGUAUAGGUAGUAAUUAUAACAAUCAGGAAAGAAAUCCACGGACAAAACUUUUGAUAAAAAUAGUGAACAAUAUUACUUUAUUACUUUAUCAUUUGGUCUAUUAAAUUGUUUUAGAAGUACAUUGAAUAUACAAUUUCCUGUCAUUCAGCUAGAUUUAUAACAGUCAAAUGUUUGAACUACAUUUUGAUUUGAUCAAAAACAUACUCACAACCACAAGAGGUUCAUUACAGGUGGUAGAAACUUUUUAGCAUAUAUUUUUACCAUUGAGGUGAGUAUGCUAUGCAAAUCAUGUAUUCGGUUUAAUUUGUAUUUAAAGAUAGCUUCCAGGCCUAUUGGCAAUUCCUUGAAAAUAAUUUGUUUAAUGUAUUUAAAUAAUUAUGAAUAUUAACACAAAACAAUAGCGUAACAGACUUAGUACAAUUCACUAUAACCAUUCAUGUUUUGAUGAGGUCUAAGAGAUGACAUCAGGUUGGAGACUUUGGUAAAAGGAAACACUCCUUAUAGUCCUGCAUGCAUAUUAUAGUAUAUCUUUAGCCAGUUAGGGAAUUGCUCAUGUGCCAUCGCUAUUUGUUCAUUGUAGAUUUUUAUCUGUAACCCAUUAAUUAUCAUAUGUAUUGUUUUACCAUAACUACCCAGCCACGACUAUUAUACUACUCCCAUAAGUAAUGGUUGAUAUAACUGACAUUGUCUUAUUUUGUACAAUAAAACAAGAAUGCUCAUAAAC
Molecule: messenger RNA, 10095 nt
Organism: Mizuhopecten yessoensis (Yesso scallop)
Lineage: Eukaryota; Metazoa; Mollusca; Bivalvia; Pectinida; Pectinidae
Product: ARF GTPase-activating protein GIT2-like
Exons: 21
Coding region: 108-2555 (815 amino acids)
Biological process (GO): brain development; regulation of ARF protein signal transduction
Molecular function (GO): GTPase activator activity; protein binding
Source: RefSeq, a predicted model, not a curated record